GGGCGGGGGGGGCGCUCUUCCUGGUCCACUUCGUGGCGCCCCCGGCGGCGGAAGGAAGGAAGGGGGCUGGGCCGCCGCUCGGGGUCGUCGCCGGCCGCCGACCCGCCUUUGCUUGUCCCUCGUGCAGGCGGAGCUGCGGUCGGAGGCUCCAUGUUGGGAAGCGGCGCCUGCCGUCCUCGUUAAGCGGGAGUCGUCGGGGCGCCGCGGGCUGAGGCGGCGGCGGCGGCGGCGGCGGCGGGCCGGGCGCCGAGCGAAGAUGGAGGCCCCGCUGCGGCCUGCGGCGGCGGACAUCCUGCGGCGGAACCCGCAGCAGGACUACGAGCUCGUGCAGCGGGUCGGCAGCGGCACCUACGGGGACGUCUAUAAGGCCAGAAAUAUACAUACGGGAGAGUUGGCUGCAGUAAAAAUUAUCAAAUUGGAGCCUGGAGAUGAUUUUUCUUUGAUUCAGCAAGAAAUAUUUAUGGUUAAAGAAUGUAAACAUUGCAACAUUGUUGCCUACUUUGGGAGCUAUCUCAGUCGGGAAAAACUGUGGAUUUGUAUGGAAUACUGUGGUGGCGGAUCACUUCAAGAUAUUUACCAUGUUACUGGACCAUUAUCAGAAUUGCAAAUAGCCUAUGUAUGCAGAGAAACUUUACAGGGUCUUGCCUAUUUGCAUACUAAAGGCAAAAUGCAUAGAGAUAUCAAAGGUGCAAAUAUUCUAUUGACAGAUCAUGGCGAUGUAAAAUUAGCUGACUUUGGUGUAGCUGCAAAAAUAACAGCUACAAUUGCAAAGAGAAAAUCUUUCAUUGGCACCCCUUAUUGGAUGGCCCCAGAAGUCGCGGCAGUAGAAAAGAAUGGUGGCUACAACCAGCUCUGUGAUAUCUGGGCAGUAGGAAUAACAGCAAUUGAACUUGGAGAACUUCAACCACCUAUGUUUGAUCUUCAUCCAAUGAGGGCCCUCUUCUUAAUGUCCAAAAGUAAUUUUCAGCCCCCAAAACUAAAGGACAAAACAAAAUGGUCAUCAACAUUCCAUAAUUUUGUCAAAAUAGCACUAACCAAAAACCCAAAAAAAAGACCAACUGCUGAAAGACUUCUGACUCAUACAUUUGUAGGACAGCCAGGUCUCUCUAGGGCCCUAGCAGUUGAACUUUUGGACAAAGUGAACAAUCCAGACAACCAUUCACAUUACACUGAAGGAGAUGAUGAUGACUUUGAGCCCCAUGCAAUCAUUCGUCAUACCAUUAGAUCUACAAACAGGAAUGCCAGAGCUGAACGGACAGCUUCAGAAAUAAAUUUUGACAAGUUACAGUUUGAACCUCCUUUGAGAAAAGAAACAGAGGCACGGGAUGAAAUGGGAGUAUCAUCAGACCCAAACUUUGUGCUGCAAUGGAAUCCUUUUUUUGAUGGUGCAAAUACUGGAAAAUCAACCUCAAAACGGGCAAUACCACCUCCCCUUCCUCCUAAGCCAAGAAUAAACAGUUACCAUGAAGACAACCUUCUAGAUGAAGAAAAAUCAUCAACUAUAAAACGUUGCCCUGACUCAGAAAACAGAGCUCCCCAAGUUCUCAGAAGACAGAGUAGCCCAAGUUGUGUUCCUGUAGCUGAGACUUCCUCUAUUGGAAAUGGUGAUGGUAUUUCAAAACUGAUCAGUGAAAAUACAGAAGGAUCAGCACAAGUACCACAGCUCCCACGAAAAAAGGACAAGAGAGAGUUCCCUAAACCGGUCAUCAAUGGCCUCCCACCCACUCCAAAAGUGCUGAUGGGAGCAUGUUUUUCCAAAGUUUUUGAUGGAUGCCCUUUGAAAAUUAAUUGUGCAACAUCCUGGAUACAUCCUGAUACAAAAGAUCAGUACAUUAUUUUUGGAACUGAAGACGGUAUUUACACAUUGAAUCUCAAUGAGCUACAUGAGGCAACGAUGGAACAGUUAUUUCCAAGGAAAUGUACUUGGCUCUAUGUCAUCAAUAAUACUUUAAUGUCAUUAUCGGAAGGAAAAAGCUUUCAGCUCUAUUCACAUAAUCUUAUAGCUUUGUUUGAACAAGCCAAAAAACUAGGAUUAGCUGCUCAUAUUCAAACUCAUAGGUUUCCAGACCGCAUACUUCCAAGAAAGUUUGCUUUAACUACAAAGAUUCCUGAUACAAAAGGCUGCCACAAAUGUUGCAUAGUCAGAAACCCUUACACAGGACAUAAAUACCUCUGUGGAGCUUUACAGUCUGGAAUUGUUUUACUUCAAUGGUAUGAGCCAAUGCAGAAAUUCAUGUUGAUAAAGCACUUUGAUUUUCCUCUGCCAAGUCCUUUGAAUGUUUUUGAAAUGCUGGUAAUACCAGAACAAGAAUACCCUAUGGUCUGUGUAGCUAUUAGCAAAGGCACGGAAUCAAAUCAGGUAGUUCAGUUUGAGACAAUCAAUUUGAAUUCUGCAUCUUCAUGGUUUACAGAAAUUGGUGCUGGCAACCAACAGUUAGAUUCCAUUCAUGUAACACAGUUGGAAAGAGAUACCGUUUUAGUGUGUUUAGAUAAAUUUGUAAAAAUUGUAAAUCUACAAGGAAAACUAAAGUCAAGUAAGAAACUGGCCUCUGAGCUAACUUUUGAUUUUUGCAUUGAGUCUGUAGUGAAUCAUACUUCUCCCAAUUAUUUCCAAAUCAUGAAGUGUGCCUUCAAGACAGUGUAUUGGCUUUCUGGAAACAUGGAAUGCAGGGGAAAAGCUUCAAAUCAGAUGAGGUUACCCAAGAGAUUUCAGAUGAAACAAGAGUUUUCCGCUUACUAGGAUCAGACAGGGUUGUCGUUUUGGAAAGUAGGCCAACAGAAAACCCUACUGCACACAGCAAUCUUUACAUCUUGGCUGGACAUGAAAAUAGUUACUAAGCAACAGAAACUGAUCCCAAAUGACAGGAAAAUGAAUAUAUUCCGUUAAAAGCAAAAAUAUCUUAAGGGAAUUCAGUACAAACUACACUAUGAUUUGCUUUAACUGUUAUGGGUUAUAUCUCAAAUGAUCUGUACUUUAAGGUAGAAUUCAAUAUUUUCUGUAGCUGGAAACAGCUGUUUUAUCUCUUGCCACUGUGUGGUGGUUAUAUCAAGUUUGCUUAAUAAAAGCUAUGAGAUAAAUAGUCCUAUAGUUCCAGGAAGCCCAGUCUUUUUUAAAAAAAUGUUUGUAACAGGGGUGUCAUAUUUUUAGAUAACAACUUGUGCUUAUCUUCAAGGAGAUAAAUUUAAUGACAGUUUUCUCAUUUUAUAUCAUGUUUUAUUCCUUCUUAAUGAACAUAAUUUUAUAAAGAAAUUAUCAAAUAAGCCUUUCACUUUUACAUUGGCUAUUCUGUAUGUUUUUGUAAAAUAGAAUAUUUAAUCCUUAUUUAUUAAUCUCUUGCUGGAGUGGUGUAAUGUUAUCUAACUUUUAGCAAAGGAGGGUUGCAGAGCAGCUUACAUUUUUUUAUGAUGUAUAAAAAUUUUGUUUACCUUUUAAGAGUAGUAAGAGGGUUUAAAGCAGUGUGUUUGGAGGUUCAAUACAUACAUGCAAUUUUGUUUAACACAAGUAUUUUAUAAAACAAUAUUAUCCAGAAUUGCCUUAAAGUGAAUUUUGUGUUUUCAACUACAAAUAGCUGUAAGGGGUCAUACAGAAGAUACUGAUGAUGGUUGAAAUAUUAUUAGAAGAGGUAUGUAUGUAGAUACGACAACCAUGUGUAUGUAUUCUUGACAAGCAGUAUAAUAUAUCUGUGAUUUUUUUUUUUACAGUAGGGAUAAUGCAUAAAAAUUAACCAUAUAUAUUAUCCCUUGAUGUGUGUGUUGGGGGGGGGAGUAUUUAACUGCCCAUGAUAUGUAAUUCACAUAUACUAUACCAGAGGGGACACUGUAAAGCAACUACAUGUGUAAUGUUGGGUCUUUCACAUAUGUAGGUGUUCAUUUUGAGUAGGUUUAAGAAAAAAGUUUUACGUGAAAUUGAAUUCCUCAUGGGAUAGUAUAAAUAAGCAUUAUAAAAACCAAUAUUCUAAAAAUAGGAAAUAAUGCCAUUUUUUAGUUUACAUCUCUUUUGCUAUUGUUAGUGUCACCUUGGUACCUGGUGUUUUCAUGCAUUCACUGAAGGCAGUUAACAUUGAGAUGAUGAACAAGGAGUUAGCAAUAGCAAACUACUGAUUUAUUUUGAGCAAUUAAUUACUUGAGAGAAAAACAGUAUAACUAUCUCAUUUGGCCGUUAGCAAUUUUGUAAAAUAUGUAUUAUCAUCUCUGUUUUUAAAUGGGGAAAUAAGAAGUUAGCAGGUUAACAGACCCAGUUCACACAGCCAGUUAGGGGUUGAGCCAGACCAUGAGUCUUGUGACUCUGUUCUUUUCAUUAUGCAGUAUGCAAACAAUAAAAUGUUAUGCAAAUAAAGUAUUUAAAAAUGCA
This is a messenger RNA of Pipistrellus kuhlii (Kuhl's pipistrelle), 4351 nucleotides long. It is a transcript of the gene MAP4K5, whose product is annotated as mitogen-activated protein kinase kinase kinase kinase 5. The transcript is spliced from 33 exons. Gene Ontology annotation, biological process: protein phosphorylation. The coding region runs from base 257 to 2740 and encodes 827 amino acids. The record is from RefSeq and is a predicted model, not a curated record. Gene Ontology annotation, molecular function: MAP kinase kinase kinase kinase activity; ATP binding. NCBI's taxonomy places the organism in Eukaryota, Metazoa, Chordata, Mammalia, Chiroptera, Vespertilionidae.